Hansenula anomala is the source of this 1965-nucleotide messenger RNA. Its product is annotated as Zn(II)2Cys6 transcription factor domain-containing protein. Lineage: Eukaryota; Fungi; Ascomycota; Saccharomycetes; Phaffomycetales; Wickerhamomycetaceae. The record is from RefSeq and is a predicted model, not a curated record. Gene Ontology annotation, biological process: regulation of DNA-templated transcription. The transcript has a single exon. Gene Ontology annotation, molecular function: zinc ion binding; DNA-binding transcription factor activity, RNA polymerase II-specific. Bases 1 to 1965 code for a protein of 654 amino acids.
AUGCCCCCAAAGAAGAGAUCAAAAGUAUAUCAAAGAACCUUUAUAGGUUGUUGGACUUGUCGACGCAGGAAGAUCAAAUGUGAUGCUACAAGACCUCAUUGCUUACGUUGUGCUAAAUCUAAGCUGGAAUGUGAAGGUUAUGAUGUUAAAUUGAAUUGGAGUACUCCCCUAGUGGUUAAAAAUGGUGAAAUGAUAUUUAAUGAUGAUGAAAAUGAAUUAGAUGAACCGCCCGUGACGUUCCAAAGAUCAAACAUUGCUCUAUGUAAAUGGAAUAUAUACAAUUAUUAUGAAGAUAUAGAUGAUGAUUUGGAGAAUUUGGAAAGUUUAGAAAACAAUGCUAAGAUUGGUCCCUUCACUGUCUUUAGAUAUAAAUCUAUUAGUCAAUCAUCAAGUCCAAUAUUAAUACAAUCAAUACCUCAAAGCAGAUCAACAAGUUUCAUACCCACUACGUCUCCAAUAAGGUCUAAAACACCAACAAGAAUACCUACACGUCAACAACAGCAUCAUCUAAUACAUCAAUCUUUAAUAAAGUUUGCCAAAAUAUCAAUUAUAGCCAAGGGUCUAGAUGAAUCAACUCCAUUAUUAUUCCCACUGCCCUCAAUUGCAUCAACUUCAAUCAAUAUAGAUCCAAAUAGAGUCUUACAACCUUUGAUUAAAAACAUUGAUAACUCAAUAAUGAUUACAAGUUAUUUCAAACUUUCAAUAAACCAUUUCAUGACUUUAAUACCUCAAAUUUUUCACAACAAAAAACCUGAUUUCAUAAACUAUAUUCAAUCCACCAUUCAAACUUCAUUGGGCCAAUUCAUUCUUCAUAAUAAUGAUCAAGAUUUACAAUUAUUAUUAAAUGUUACAACUGUUUCAUUAUUACACAAGUUGGAUCUGAAUAAUUUAUCAUCAUUAACUGAAAUCACCCAAUUGUUUAAAAUGACAUCACAUUUACCAAUCACAACAAAUUCUGAUUUAACUACAUUAUCACUAAUUUUACAAAUCAUGAUUGCCACAACUUUAGGGAUAUAUAACCCACUGUUCUUCAAACAAUCACCAAUAUUACAAUCACCAAUCUCUUCAAUUUAUAAAUAUUUAAAACUAUCAAACAUCUUGUUAAACCCUUCACAAUUUGAAAUGGAUCCCAAGUAUUCCAAAAUUUAUGAAGAUUUAAACCAAAGUUAUAACCUAUUGAAAAAUAUCAAAACAAAACCCAAACAAAAAGAUUUGAAAAACGGAUAUGGUAUGAUCUUAAUCCAAUCAAAAGAAACACCAAGGGAUCAAAUCAUUAAAGUGCCCAAAUAUAUCGAUGAUGAUGAUGAAGGUCCUCCUCCUCCAAGUUUUGUCGUGAAUUUUAGUCAUGCAGAGGAUGAAUCAAGUGAAGAUGAUGAUGAAUCUAGUGAAGAAUCCUUGGAUGAUGAUCAUCACCAACAAUCAAUGACAUUAUUUAAUCUUGAUGAUGUUCCUGAUUUAUUAAAAGAAUCUUCAUUCGGUGUUUCAAAUUGUUUGAUCUUCAUAUUUGAAGAAUUGGUUAAAUUGAUUAAUCAUAAGAGAAUUUUCAAUUUUUUGAAAAUUACAAGUCGAAAUUUCCCUAAAGUUUGUGCAGAUUUUGAAGAUAUCUUACACAAGUCAAAUGAUUUAAUCAUUGAUUCGAAAUGCCAUAAUGAUCUAAAGUUUUAUAAUUGUUUGGUUUUGUUAUAUUAUAAGUUGGUUAUGAAUUAUCCUUCACAUUUAUUAAAUUAUCAUUUUAAUGCCCUAAAAAAUAUUAACCCUGAUGUUGAUUUAGGUUUGAUUUGGUUUGUUAAGCAUGCAUUAGAUGGUCACAGUUCAAAGAAUGUUGAAUUGGGACAAUUUGAUAAAGUUUGGUUAAAUAAUUGGGAAUCAAAACAAUUGAUAUAUGAAUUAAAAUUGAAAAAUAAUAAUGGUGAUUGGGCCAAUUUAAUGAAUUUAGAAAAAUUUAAUGAUUUUUUUGUAUUAUAA